Molecule: messenger RNA, 489 nt
Organism: Orbicella faveolata
Lineage: Eukaryota; Metazoa; Cnidaria; Anthozoa; Scleractinia; Merulinidae
Product: pre-mRNA-splicing regulator WTAP-like
Source: RefSeq, a predicted model, not a curated record
AUGUCUUUGGAUACAAACGAACGUCUGCGAAGAUUUGUCGAAAACAGCACUUGUUCCCCUGACUGCAGUGCACUGUAGAAAGUGAAAAAAACAAUCGUUUUAAUUUGCGUCGUCUUUUGUUACAGUGUUACUGGGAAGAAACUGAUGGCUAAGUGCCGCAUGUUGAUUCAGGAGAAUCAAGAGCUCGGUCGUCAGUUAUCUCAGGGACGAGUAGCGCAGCUGGAGGCUGAACUUGCUCUUCAGAAAAAAUACAGUGACGAGCUGAAAGGCAGUCAGGACGAGUUGAACGACUUCGUUAUUCAGCUGGACGAGGAAGUAGAAGGUAUGCAGUCGACCAUCUUAACUCUUCAGCAUCAACUGAAAGACUGCAAACAGCAAUUGACUCAAUCACAGGAAAACGCGCAGCUUUACCAAGAAAAAUUAGAGACCACAGAGAGGUUGCUCUCUGAAAUGCGCCGCCAGAACAACACUGAGUUGCUAAGCGGGUGA